This is a messenger RNA of Pocillopora verrucosa, 1089 nucleotides long. The record is from RefSeq and is a predicted model, not a curated record. NCBI's taxonomy places the organism in Eukaryota, Metazoa, Cnidaria, Anthozoa, Scleractinia, Pocilloporidae.
UGAGCUUAGUUCUCUUUGUGAGAGUAAAUGUACUUGCCAAGACUCUGAUUUAAAUUGUGAUGAGGUUAUUUUGGAUUUGCCCAAUUUUUGCCAAGAUAAUGAGCUGUAUUCAGUGACCCUAAAUAAAUUAUCAGUUUCACCAACAAGUUCAAUUCUUCUUGAUGUGGCAAAGUUGGAUUUAGUUGAAAAAAAUACUGGAAAUUUAGAUAUGGUGGUUCACUUAACAAGCUGUAAACAAGCAUUUAGUCAACAGCAAACUAGCACAGUUUGGCAAAUGACAUCAACAAAUCUGGCCAUGAAGAAACAGUUUUUCCUUUCACAUGGGCUUGUUUCAUUGUACAAAGAUGAGCAAAGACUUCACGAUCAUCUUGAUGUCUUGGAGUUACUAAGAAUUCGUGAAAAACAACUUCGAGCUUCUUAUGUACUGAAGUAUGGCAAUAAAGUUGUAGGUCAUGGCUGGGACACAUCAAUUAGGGAAAUGGCGGUGGCUGCAAUCAAAUUAGAAACUCUUUCUUCUGCUCCAAACAGUGAAAUAAAAAUUGACAUAAGUGAAACCUCAAGAGAAUUCAGGCAAGCCACCUUUGUUUUAUACAACUGUGCCAGGCUUGCUAAAUUAUUUGCAAACUUUGAGGAGAAUGUCCAGAAAGGUGUUUAUCCAGCACUACCUCCCAUCAGUGAGGUGGAUUUUAGCCUACUACGUGAUCAUGCUGAAUGGGAGUUGACUUUACAUUUUAUAGUAGCUUUUCCAUCUGUGAUUAAGGGUGCUGUCUCUGGACUGAAAAUGUGUACAUCAAAAUCUCAAAAUGUCAUUAUUCACUCAAAUAAGAUCUGCUGUUUCCUUUACAAUUUAAGCCACAAGUUCAGUUCUUAUUACGGCCGAGUUCACAUACUUGGAGAGCCAAGACAGCAUCUCUUUCCUACAAUGUUUGCUAGAUUGUAUCUAAUGAAAGCUCUUCAGCAGAUAUUUUUGAAUUGUUUGAAGCACCUCAAUAUCAAUCCAUUAACUCAAAUGUAGGGCGGCAGAAUUUGCAUUUCAUUUUAUUAAAUAACCGUUCAAUAUGAAGGUUCACACACUUUUCAGACAAGCCA